Adineta steineri is the source of this 1767-nucleotide messenger RNA. NCBI's taxonomy places the organism in Eukaryota, Metazoa, Rotifera, Eurotatoria, Adinetida, Adinetidae. The record is from the annotation of a GenBank genome assembly.
AUGGCAACAGGUGACGAAGAUGAAUAUUUAGCUCAACGUGUUCUACGCUUGACUGACAUUCCAAAGGAACCUAUGAAUUUUCUUAUGCCCAUCAGCGGUUACGAAGAAAUGCCCAUUGUUUCACUUGAAGAAGCAGUUGAACCACUCGUACCUAUACUACCAACAGUGAAAAGUUAUGCACGAGCGGCCAAAAAACAAUGUAAGAAGCCGGCUGAUAAUUUGACACAAGAUGAAUCAGCUUCGAUCAUGCUCUAUUCGAUGGGAUGGGAGCCAUUGGAUAAAUGCCUUUAUUGCGCUUUGAAUGCUACUCUACGAUCGAAAAAUCGAUCAAAUCUUAAACCAUGGUUUCUCUUUCUUCGCCUUUUUCUUGGAGCAUUAUUUCGUCUUCCACCGAUUCCUCACCUAACGGUAUUUCGAGGCGUCAAAUUAGAUUUAAGCAAACAAUUUGAAGAAGACGAAACGUUCAUAUGGUGGGGCUUUUCUUCCUGUACAACUUCCAUCAAAGUUCUCCAAUCAGAACAAUUCUUAGGCAUGGAAGGUACAAGAACAAUGUUUACUAUUCAUUGCAAUUCAGCUAGAGAUAUUCGAAAACAUUCGUAUUUCCCAUCUGAAGACGAAGUACUAUUACUUGCUGGCACCGAAUUUCAAGUGAAAGGUAUUCUCAAUCAAGGUCACGGUCUUCGAACUAUUCAGUUGCAAGAAGUUCAGUCCGAUGAACCAAUGCUCAUCCCAGUGCCAAGUACAAAUGACUCUGUUGAUUUAUCUGCCGGAAAACUGAAAAGUUUGAAAGUGAAAGAUGAUGUUACUGAAUCAAAGAUCAUAUCAAAACAAUCAGCGUCGAUCCCAAAACUGAAAGUCGGUGCAUCUGAAUCAAAAGUCAACAAAUGGAAACAAAAUGCCAUCACUGUGGCUGGUGGAAAUGGAUGGGGACAGAAAUUAAAUCAACUCGGUCGCCCUGCAGGAAUAUUUAUUGAUAAAAACAAAAAUAUUGUCAUUGCUGAUUUUAGUAAUCAUCGUAUUGUUGAAUGGAAAUGUAAUGCGAAAGAAGGGCAGAUCGUUGCUGGUGGAAAUCGUAGAGGAAAUCGAAUGGAUCAAUUGGAUGAGCCAACAGAUGUGAUUGUUGAUCAACAAAAUCAAUCGAUCAUCAUUGCUGAUAGUGAUAACAGACGAGUGAUUCAAUGGUUGAAUCAAAAUCAACAAAUUCUCAUUGACAAUAUUGACUGUUGGGGGUUGGCAAUGGAUAAAUAUGGAUUUCUUUAUGUUUCUGAUUUUUGGAAGAAUGAAGUAAGACGAUGGAGAAUGGGAGAAUACAACGAUGAAGGAAUUGUAGUGGCAGGUGGAAAUGGUCAAGGAAAUCAACUAAACCAACUCAAUAGUCCAGGUUGUAUCUUUGUUGAUGAGGAACAAUCUGUUUAUGUAUCAGAUGAAAACAAUCGUCGUGUGAUAAAAUGGAGAAAAGAUGCAAAAGAAGGAAGAGUUGUGGCUGGAGGAAGUGGAAGAGGAGGAAAUCUCAAUCAAUUAUCUUUACCUCAAGGAGUCAUUGUUAAUAGUUCGGGUCAAAUCUAUGUGGCAGAUGGUGUGAAUCAUCGAGUAAUGCGUUGGUGUGAAGGAAAAGAAGAAGGUGAAAUUGUUGUUGGUGGAAAUGGUGGAGGAAAUCAAUCAAAUCAAUUGCAUUUUCCCCGUGGUUUAUGUUUUGAUGAUGAAGAAAAUCUUUAUGUUGCUGAUUAUUGGAAUCAUCGAAUUCAAAAAUUUGAAAUAAUUUUGUGA